AUGACCGAGGUACACCGGCAGCUGCGCAGGCCGGGACUGCAGCGGAGCAUGUUCUCCAUGGCACGCACGACGCCGACGGACAUGGUCCGGUCGCGCCUCUCGACCAAGGAAAUUCAGUCCCGGGCGCUGGCGUACGUGCCAGAUGAACUGCUCCAGAACAUCCCCGACGGUGAUAGCUCCUACUCCCUGUUUCAGGGGUUCCAGGCCAGCUUCCCCGACUUCACCGAGGAAGGUAAAAAACACAGGCGGCGGGUUUCGCGAGGAAGAAAAUUGCUCGACGAAGGCCCAACGAUACCCGAUGGGACUCCUGAGUCGGUACAGAGGCUCAAGAAGGAGAAGGCGUCCAUGAUGCACCAAUUCGAGAUGCUUGGCAUCCGCAAGAACAUGGCGAGCAGCGAGAUCCGGGAGAUCGAUGCCAAGAUGGAGAACUUGGCCGGUAUGCGCCGGAUUAUCCUCGAGAGGCUAGCAACUUUGGAACAGGACGAGGCGAUACUGGAGCAUGACAUUGUCGAAGUCGAGGGUAGGUUAGAAGAGGCGCAGGAGUUGGCGAAUGAGGCCGGGGAGCUGGCGCAUACGCCUAAAUCGGAAGACGAUGCGGCAUCCGAAAAAGGCGACACGCCCGGGUUCAUGUCUCAGUCCGUCUACGAGAAGCUGCCCUCGGUAGGCAGUACUUCUUCCAAGAAGAAACCGCGCAGCAUCCGGCGGAAAACUAUGCCGAUCCUUCACGAGCACUUCGAGCCGGGUACCAUGAUUCGCUCAAUGCGUGCACAUCACGAUAGCAUCACAGCCCUUGACUUCGAUGCCCCGUUCGGCUUGAUGGUCACCGCCGCGAUGGACGACGCCGUCCGAGUAUGGGAUCUCAACGCAGGGCGCUGCAUCGGCGUGCUGGAGGGUCACACGGCCUCGGUCCGCACGCUCCAAGUUGAAGAUAACUUCCUCGCCACGGGCUCCAUGGAUGCCACGAUCCGGCUAUGGGAUCUUAGCAAGGCUCACUACGACCCGCAAGGUAGCCAGUUCGGAAAGGAUGAUGAGGAUGACGAGGACGCCAUUGCGUUCGAGAACCCCGACGACCAUCCUGUCGACCCCCCCGCUGGUAGCAUGUCUGAUUGCCCGCUGUUUACCCUAGAGGCGCACUUGGACGAAAUCACAGCACUGCAUUUCCGUAACAAUGUUCUAGUUUCUGGGUCGGCUGACAAGACGCUGCGGCAGUGGGACCUGGAGAAGGGACGGUGCGUUCAAACGCUAGAUGUGAUGUGGGCCGCUGCACAAGCCUCGGCGCUCUCGACAAGUGACAGUACCUGGCGGCAGACCUCCCGGGCGCCGGAUACGGCGGCUGAUUUCGUCGGUGCGCUGCAGGUGUUUGAGUCGGCGCUGGCGUGCGGCACGGCAGAUGGCAUGGUCAGGCUGUGGGAUCUGCGGAGUGGACAGGUCUCCCGUAGUCUCGUGGGCCACACGGGGCCAGUGACUUGUCUCCAGUUUGACGAUGUGCAUUUGGUGACAGGUAGCUUGGACAGGAGCAUACGGAUAUGGGACUUGCGCACCGGAUCAUCCACGACGCCUUUGCGUACGACCACCCCCAUCACGAGCAUGAUGUUUGACACCCGCCGCAUUACCGAGCAAGAAAGGGAACCCGCCGUGGUAGAGCGCGUGCGGAUCCGCGACGGUUACAUGGUCGAGGGCCGCCAGGACGGCAUCGUCGGGGUCUGGACAUGCUGA
Messenger RNA from Chaetomium globosum CBS 148.51, 1716 nucleotides. RefSeq lists its product as uncharacterized. Gene Ontology annotation, cellular component: transcription repressor complex; nucleus. Lineage: Eukaryota; Fungi; Ascomycota; Sordariomycetes; Sordariales; Chaetomiaceae. Gene Ontology annotation, molecular function: protein binding. The record is from RefSeq and is a predicted model, not a curated record. Gene Ontology annotation, biological process: negative regulation of transcription by RNA polymerase II. Bases 1 to 1716 code for a protein of 571 amino acids. The transcript is spliced from 4 exons.